AUGUGGACGCCAUGUUGGAGGAGGCAAUGUGUGAUCAAAACACUGAGUCUAUCUAUAAACACUGAAUGUGAGAAUAUUGAGAUUAACCCCAUAAACACUGAAUGUGAGAAUGAGAUUAACCCCAUAAACACUGAAUGUGAGAAUAUUGAGAUUAACCCCAUAAACACUGAAUGUGAGAAUAUUGACAUUAACCCCAUAAAUACUGAAUGUGAGAAUAUUGAGAUUAACCCCAUAAACACUGAAUGUGAGAAUAUUGAGAUUAACCCCAUAAACACUGAAUGUGAGAAUAUUGAGAUUAACCCCAUAAACACUGAAUGUGAGAAUAUUGAGAUUAACCCCAUAAACACUGAAUGUGAGAAUAUUGAGAUUAACCCCAUAAACACUGAAUGUGAGAAUAUUGAGAUUAACCCCAUAAACACUGAAUGUGAGAAUAUUGAGAUUAACCCCAUAAACACUGAAUGUGAGAAUAUUGAGAUUAACCCCAUAAACACUGAAUGUGAGAAUAUUGAGAUUAACCCCAUAAACACUGAAUGUGAGAAUAUUGAGAUUAACCCCAUAAACACUGAAUGUGAGAAUAUUGAGAUUAACCCCAUAAACACUGAAUGUGAGAAUAUUGAGAUUAACCCCAUAAACACUGAAUGUGAGAAUAUUGAGAUUAACCCCAUAAACACUGAAUGUGAGAAUAUUGAGAUUAACCCCAUAAACACUGAAUGUGAGAAUAUUGAGAUUAACCCCAUAAACACUGAAUGUGAGAAUAUUGAGAUUAACCCCAUAAACACUGAAUGUGAGAAUAUAGAGAUUAACCCCAUAAACACUGAAUGUGAGAAUAUUGAGAUUAACCCCAUAAACACUGAAUGUCAGAAUAUUGAGAUUAACCCCAUAAACACUGAAUGUGAGAAUAUUGAGAUUAACCCCAUAAACACUGAAUGUGAGAAUAUUGAGAUUAACCCCAUAAACACUGAAUGUGAGAAUAUUGAUUAA
Pelobates cultripes (western spadefoot toad) is the source of this 981-nucleotide messenger RNA. The record is from the annotation of a GenBank genome assembly. Lineage: Eukaryota; Metazoa; Chordata; Amphibia; Anura; Pelobatidae.